Messenger RNA from Anthonomus grandis grandis, 1697 nucleotides. RefSeq names its product UDP-glucose 4-epimerase. The transcript is spliced from 6 exons. The coding region runs from base 203 to 1261 and encodes 352 amino acids. Lineage: Eukaryota; Metazoa; Arthropoda; Insecta; Coleoptera; Curculionidae. The record is from RefSeq and is a predicted model, not a curated record. Gene Ontology annotation, biological process: beta-D-galactose catabolic process via UDP-galactose, Leloir pathway. Gene Ontology annotation, cellular component: cytosol. Gene Ontology annotation, molecular function: UDP-glucose 4-epimerase activity.
CUACACACACGUAUACAGUUUCGAUGACCGAUUUUGUUAUUGGAAAUUAUCGUUUAUCUCGACCGAAAUAUAAAUGAUAACAAUGUUAUCUCUAUUAUAUAAAUCCACUUAUGUGUUCGUAGUGUUUUAUUAUGCUAUAGUACCUCUGGGCUAUCUUACCAAGUAAGUGUUAGGGUGGUGGGUGACGGAAACCGAUGAAAAAAUGAAGGGUAACAACACGAUUUUGGUCACUGGCGGUGCCGGUUACGUGGGCUCGCACACGGUGGUCGAACUGCUUAAGAAUAACUACACGGUUAUCGCUAUAGACAAUUUGGUGAACUGUUACGCCCGGGAUCACGAAAAACCGGAGGCCUUAUUACGGGUAGAGAAAAUCACUGGGGAAAAAGUCAGUUUCUACGACGUGGACAUCAGGGAUAAAGAGGCCUUAGAUAAAGUCUUUAAAAUGCACAAAAUUGACUCGGUAAUCCAUUUCGCGGCCCUAAAAGCGGUCGGAGAAUCCGUGAAAAUCCCCUUGAAGUAUUAUCAGAACAACAUCGCCGGUUCUGCGACCCUUUUCGAGGUGAUGGCCAACAACGGGGUUAAAAGUUUAGUGUUUUCAUCAUCCGCCACCGUAUACGGGAACCCGCGAUUUCUACCGAUCACCGAGGAACACCCCACCGGCCAAGGGUGCACCAACCCUUAUGGCAAAACCAAAUAUUUCGUCGAGGAAAUUUUAAAGGAUCUAUCGUUCAGCGACCCAGAAUGGAAAGUGAUUUUGCUCAGGUAUUUUAAUCCGGUGGGAGCCCACGAGUCCGGACUUAUCGGCGAGGAUCCCUCCGGUAUUCCCAACAAUUUGAUGCCGUACAUUUCCCAAGUCGCGGUAGGUCGAAGGGAGAAAUUACAAGUGUUCGGUAACGAUUAUCCUACCCACGACGGUACGGGGGUGCGGGAUUAUAUUCACAUUACGGACCUGGCUGUUGGUCACUUGAAGGCGUUGGAGAGGAUGUUGCAGCCCAGUUUCUCAUCUUGGAAGGCCUACAAUUUGGGAACGGGUCGUGGAUACUCCGUUCUGGACGUAGUAAAAGCAUUCGAAAAAGCGUCCGGGAAACAAGUGAAAUACGAAAUAGUGGGACGUAGGGCCGGCGACGUUGCCGAGUGUUACGCGGACGCCACUUUGGCCAAACGGGAAUUGAACUGGACCGCCGCCAGAGACAUCUACGCGAUGUGCAAAGACACCUGGAACUGGCAACAGAAAAAUCCUAAGGGAUUCCAUAGUUCUUAACUAACUGUAUCAACCCCAGUUUACUUUAUAAGAAGAAGAAGAAGCCCUAAUUAUUUCUGCUGUGACCCUUUUUAUUAUUUGCACGCCCUGUAUAUUUUAUGUGACUUGCCGCAGAGAUGGUUAGGCUUAAGUGAAAAAUCAACCAGAUGCAAUUAUGUAAUAAUGGGCCAUUACACGUAUGUAUUUCUUGCCUUUGGUAGGUUUACAUAUUAAUUAUUUUUAUUGAUUUAUUGUGAUUUAAAUGCAUUUAUACUUUUGGCUCUAUUUAUUUACUUAAACGGACGUUAAAUUUAAUUUUACCCAUAUAUGAAUUGUAAAUAUUUUAUUUAUUUUAUUGUACGCUCAAACUGUUCGGUUCAAGUGAAUUUAGGCAAUCAGAACCACGGAUGAAUUAUAUAUAUAUAAAUUAAUAAAAUAAUUGUUUUAAAAUGUUGAA